Messenger RNA from Elephantulus edwardii (Cape elephant shrew), 1185 nucleotides. It is a transcript of the gene ST8SIA6, whose product is annotated as ST8 alpha-N-acetyl-neuraminide alpha-2,8-sialyltransferase 6. The record is from RefSeq and is a predicted model, not a curated record. Gene Ontology annotation, molecular function: alpha-N-acetylneuraminate alpha-2,8-sialyltransferase activity. Lineage: Eukaryota; Metazoa; Chordata; Mammalia; Macroscelidea; Macroscelididae. The coding region runs from base 1 to 1185 and encodes 394 amino acids. Gene Ontology annotation, biological process: N-glycan processing; oligosaccharide metabolic process. The transcript is spliced from 8 exons.
AUGCGGCCGGGGGGCGCGCUACUCGCCCUGCUCGCCAGCCUACUGCUACUGCGCCUUCUCUGGUGCUCGGCCGACACGCCCGCCCGCUCCAGGCUCUUGGAGGAAAGCAGAGAGGCCACCUACGGCACCCCCGCAGCGCUGAGGUUGCUCCGGAGCCCUUCGACCCCCGUACCUCGCACCACGAACAGCACAUAUCUGAAUGAGAAGUCACUCCAGCUGAUGGAAAAAUGCAAAAAUCUGCAAGAUAGCAUUGAAUCUCUAUCUAAGAAAAGGAAAGGGUAUUCAGAGGAUGACUACCUUCAGAUUAUCACAAACGUACGGAACUGUCCUUGGAAACGACAAGCAGAAGAAUAUGAAAAUUUUAGAGCUGAGCUUGCUUCCUGUUGUGAUGCUGUUGAAAACUUUAUUGUUUCUCAAAAUAACACACCAGUUGGAACCAACAUGAGUUAUGAGGUGGAAAGUAAAACAAGAAUCCAGAUUGGAGAGAACAUCUUUAAUAUGCUUCCAUUGUCCCAGCCUUUUGUGGGGUACCCUUACAAUCAGUGUGCAGUGGUGGGAAAUGGAGGAAUUCUGAAUAAGUCUCUCUGUGGAGCAGAAAUAGAUAAAUCCGACUUCGUUUUUAGGUGUAACCUUCCUCCAACAACAGGAGAUACCAGUAAAGAUGUUGGGAGUAAAACAAAUCUCGUGACUGUGAAUCCAAGUAUUAUAGCAAUAAAGUAUGGGAACUUAAAGGAAAAGAAAGCAGUAUUUCUGGAGGAUGUUGCAACCUAUGGUGAUGCAUUCCUUCUUCUGCCAGCAUUUUCCUUCAGGGCCAACACUGGUGCCUCUUUUAAAGUGUACUACACACUGGAAAAGUCUAAUGCAAGACAGAAGGUUAUAUUUUUCCAUCCCAAGUAUCUGAAAGACCUUGCCCUUUUCUGGAGAACUAAAGGUGUGACAGCAUUCCGGUUGUCCUCGGGUUUGAUGAUUGCAAGCGUGGCGGUAGAACUGUGUGAGAACGUGAAGCUGUAUGGAUUUUGGCCCUUCUCAAAAACUGUGGAAGACACACCUGUCAGCCAUCACUACUAUGACAACAAGCAGCCUAAAAGAGGAUUCCAUGAGAUGCCCAAAGAAUACAGCCAGAUACUUCAACUUCACGUGAAAGGCAUUCUCAAAUUACAAUUCAGCAAAUGUGAAAUAGCAUAA